Molecule: messenger RNA, 1639 nt
Organism: Olea europaea var. sylvestris
Lineage: Eukaryota; Viridiplantae; Streptophyta; Magnoliopsida; Lamiales; Oleaceae
Product: transcription factor bHLH143-like
Exons: 5
Coding region: 236-1639 (467 amino acids)
Molecular function (GO): protein dimerization activity
Source: RefSeq, a predicted model, not a curated record
GGAUUGCUGGGAGAACAACCAUCAUAGUUAGAGUAAUAGCAUGCUUUCAACCUUUGCAGACUUGCCAGGCUGAAUAUUUCCGUCAAUUGCUUAAACCUGUUACUUAGUUUGUUUUCGAGUUUCCAUCAUCCAAUCAAGCUAGCAAUAUAUAGUUUCCGCCUUCUUUUGUUUAGCACUAUUGAAAGUGAGCGGUUUGAGGAUUAAUUUCAGGCAUUAUCCUGGUUUUUUUGACUGAAUGGUUAAGGCCAAAGAGUCUUGUCAGCAGUUAUCUGCAUGGAAUUUGCCCAAUUUGGAUGACGUGGCACUUUUACAGCUGAGGCAAAACAAUAGUUUGCCAUGGUUUCCAAAUUCUUCCACAUUUUCUGCAAAUGUGGGUUUUCCGGGAUGUACAAUUUCUAAUUUACCCGGUUCAAAAACCGGACAACUAAACAGAGUUGAUGGGUUCUUCCAACAUCUUUGCCGUCGCUUCGAGAGCUCAUCUCCUAUCAUAAACCCAUAUCUGAAAGAUUCUCAAUGUGGAUUGUCCUAUGGGCUUGGGAUGAGUGCAAACCCUGCUGGUGCUUCUUUCACUUCUCAGAAAAAGUUUCUCAUUUUCGAUCAGUCUGAUAAUAACACUAGAUUGUUCUUUAGCCCAUCAUUCUCUCCUUCCCAAAAUCAAAUUGUUGCCUCCAAUACUGCUGCUGGAGGUUGUGGCACAUGUGAUGAAAUGGCUGUUCAAAUGGACCAAGAACCACAGUCCUUGGUGAAGCCAAUUAUUCUGGAGAAAUGGGAUGAAAAUGAUUCAGCUGGAGGAAGUGAGGUGCAUGAAGACACUGAGGAAAUCAAUGCUUUACUCUACUCAAAUAGCAAUGAUGAGUAUGAUGAUGAUGGUGAGAAUGAUGAAGUAACUAGCACGGGCCAUACUCCACUCACUAUUGAAGAGGGAUAUGACAAGGACAUACAAAUUGGGGAACUAGUUGAGGAAGUUGCCAGUUCUAAUGGCUCAGUUAAAAGGCAAAAAUUGCUUGAUGGUGGGUACAAGAAAUCAUCAUUGUUGGACACAAGAGGUCCAGUGAAAAGGGAUAGUCCGCUAAAUUACGAGGAUGAUGUGGAAUCAAGCUGUGCUGGUGAGCAUAACUCUGAUGAUAUUGAUUCCAUUAAAAGAGUAAAGAAGGUUAAGAUUCGCGAGUCAUUGAAAAUCCUUCAGAGUAUUAUUCCUGGGUUAAAGAAUAAGGAUCCACUGUUGAUAAUUGAUAAAGCUAUAAGUUACUUGAACUACUUGAACUGGUAUGGAUCUGUUGCACAACAGCACAAGCACAAAUCGACAAAUAAAUUUGAAUUGUUGAAUUGCAAAUUGACAAAUCAACAAAAAGUUUGCACAAAUCGACAAAUCAACAAAGGUUUGCAAAUUGCAAUAUUCAAGCAAGACUUCAAGUUAUUUAAAUUUCAACUCACAAGUCGCCUCCAAGAGUCCAAGUCUAGUCCUCGGAGUCUGUCGGUCAGAGAAUCGUCCCUAACUUCGCACACUGGCAGUACAUGGUCCAACGGCCACCUCCUCCAGUUGCUACAGCUCUGCUUCGAAUGGAAAUUUAAGGUUUUGCUAUUUGCACUUGGCUGCCGGAUUCAAAUGGAGGGUUGGGAGAAUGAGAAAUCAAAUUAA